Messenger RNA from Motacilla alba alba, 1157 nucleotides. RefSeq lists its product as uncharacterized. Lineage: Eukaryota; Metazoa; Chordata; Aves; Passeriformes; Motacillidae. The coding region runs from base 366 to 1142 and encodes 258 amino acids. The transcript has 3 exons. The record is from RefSeq and is a predicted model, not a curated record.
CCUGCCGGCUUCAGCCCCUGCACCCCAAAGGAGGAGACUGCCUUGGCCCUGUGGCGCACCCCACUGCAACCAAUGUGCCGGAGGAGGACGUCACCAGCUCCUCGGCACUGGACAGCCAGACACACCACACCAGCCCUGAAGCUGCUGCCUGGACCCCUUCCACGUGCCCUCAGUGCAGCGAGGAGGGGGCUGUGCACCCCAGCCCCCCGAGCUGCCCCAUCUCCCUGCCUUGGCCUCCCGGCACGUCCCCACCACCAUGCUGCAGAGCCGGUGCCCUGACCACGUCUUUUUCCAGUCCCAACAAAGACCUCCCAGUGCCGCUGGGCGAGCUCCUGAGCUGGGUCUCCGACAUCAGCAGGUCGUGGAUGGGCUCGAGGGGAGCUCCGGAAGCGGCAGCUGCUCGGCCGUGCCCACCUGCACAGUGUGGCUGGAUGUCCAUACCACUUCCCCUCAUCGCCGCCGUGGAGCCCGUCCCCCGCCCUGAGGCCGGUGGGACCGCACCUGAGGACACAGGGACGUUCUCCCUCACCCUUUGCACUUGCCAGAGUCCCCUGCCAGAGACUGGGGCCACGGUGCCCGAGCAGCCAAUGGCCCAAGAAGCACCCACAGGGUCACCUGGCCCUCCCUCGCCCCACACACUCCCUCCUCCCUGGGGAUGGCCUCCUGGUGUGGUGUCGGGCUCACUGCGGAUCUCCAAAACAUCUCCUCCUUCCCCCCUGCUCUCAUCUGCCACCUGUAAAUCCUGUCAUGUUACCCUCCGCCUCCGGUGUCAUUAUUGCUCUCAUGGCCCCGUUCGGCUUUGCAUGAGGUGCCGCUGCACGCAGCUCCAGGACAGUCCCCCCUCCCGGGGCCCCCCACACCCUGAUCGUCACUCAGCGGGACACUGGGGGCCCACGGAUUACGCAAACACAUCUCUUCUUGGGGGCAAAACACUAAACUUGUACAUACCGCCAAGUGUCUGUAAAAGGAGCAGUGCGGGCCCAGGGCUCCCCUGCAAGGGCAGUAAAGGAGAAUCCUCUGAAACCAGCCGGCAGCUCUGCGUGAUCUGUUCACCCCUUGGCCUUGCCACCGUGGCCGUGGGCUCCCAUUGCCUCCUGCAGCUUCGUGCCGCGGCCUGUGCGGGCUGCUGCAGGUCGUGGUGAAGUGUGUCGGGGUGC